Molecule: messenger RNA, 1797 nt
Organism: Stereum hirsutum FP-91666 SS1
Lineage: Eukaryota; Fungi; Basidiomycota; Agaricomycetes; Russulales; Stereaceae
Exons: 3
Coding region: 1-1797 (598 amino acids)
Source: RefSeq, a predicted model, not a curated record
AUGAACGGGAACAUGCAGCAGCUCGCAUCGGCCGGACAAGGCUCCUCUCAGCCAAACCCCGCGCAGCAGAAUCUCCUCAACAUGCAAAUGGCGAUGAACAACCUGAACGGACAGCAGCAAUCGCAGAUCAUGGGUAGACAGAUGGGUCCGAACGGCAUGAUGAACGGUGGGCAGCCGCCGAUGCAUCCUCAACAUCUCCAGGGUCGUCCGCCACAGCAGGGCGGGCCACCGACCGCGCAACCGCGUCGACCAAUACAGCGUCCCUCUCCUGAUCAGCUCCAAAACGCCGACAAGGUUAUCAAGGAGCUUCAGCAGCAAUGGAUGAUAUCGCAACGUGGCGGCGCUAACUUUGCCUACAUCAACGUUCCCGAGCACCAGCGCACGCAGUAUAAUGAGGCCCUUGGUCGUCUAUCAACUGCGGUCAAGGAUUUCGAGCACAAGAUGCCUAUGUAUUUCGCCAUCUCGCAGAGCCUCGAGCAGAUCAAGAAGCUCGUUAUCAUCACUCUGUCGACAAAGUUUCAGGAGCACCAGUGCAGUCAGAACAGUAAUCGCUACAUCGUCGACCUUGACACGCUCCGUAGCAUGCUCUCUACUAUCCAGAACGCCAACAAUGGCUUCAUGCAGAUGGUGACCGCUAUCUCUGUAAUGGAAGCCCAGCAGCGCAACGCCGCCGGAGGUGGUCCUCCUCCACAGCACGGAAUGCACAGCCUGUCGCCUAUGCCACCGCACCAGCAACCGCCGCUACCUCAACGGUCUCCUGCGCCGCGCCCCAUUCCUGCCCAACCUACCCGAAAGCCGUCUCAGACUUUCCCGCCUGGUCUUACGCCUGUCGCUUCCAGCGCUACCCCUCCCCACUUGGCUGCGACGCCGAGCGCCCAGGCGGUCACGCCCUCCAUGGCGGCGGCCUCGCCUCAGACGCCCAAGUCGCCGAAGACCAAGGCUGCACCGAAAAAGACGCGUCGCAAGGCGACUAAAGCUGCAGCGCCAUCUCCUGAAGAGACAUCCACGGCUGCUGCGACUACUCCUGCUACGCCCGCCACACCGGCGGAUGUCAAGGUCAGCGCGAAACGUGCUAGGGAGGACGAAGGCCCAUCGGCAGGAGAGGCGAGCACUUCGGCACCGUCUCCGAAGAGAGUCAAGGCCGAUGCGGAUGGUCCGCUCAGUGACACCCAAGCGCAAAGGGAGAAGGACGCCGAGAACGCUGCGAGCGGGUCAGACGAGGAUUUGAUCGCGUUCCUCGAGAACAUCACGCAGUAUACGAAUACGACCAACCCAGAGGGCUCGCAAGCAUACGUGGGCAGCUCUGAAUUGGGCGAUGUGCUCAACGAACUUCUCAAGGCUUAUCCAUCUACUGACGUGGAGGCGAAUGGCGAGGGUUCUUCGUCGAGUGCACUUGGUAGCUUGGAGCUGGAUGGGCCACAUCCACUCUCGCCACCGUCUAGUCAGCUACCCGAGCCUGAUUCAUUUGCAGAAUACUAUGAUCUUUCCUCCUUCGACGACGUCAGCGUGCCCAAGGCGCCGACGCCUGAUCUCGUUCAGGCUUCGUCGACGAACCCUAGUCCUGAGUCAGGCUCUGAGGCGGACGCCGCUGGCCACUUGACGGCCAUGCAUCACAUCGGGAACGCUGGAUCGCCACACAUCGCAGCUGUUGGCCUCGACGAUAGCGAGGAGGACCCUCUGCGUCUGGGUAUCUGGAAGGAGAUCGACGGUGGUGAGGCUGCAUUUUAUGAGGCCAGUGGAUGGAAGUGGGACGCCCCCAUGUCGACGUCGGAGCACCCAUGGGCAGUUUCUUCAUAG